AUUGUUUUAAUUCUGUGUGGGGAGCCCGGCUGGGGUGGCUCGCUGCCCCUGUGCUCAGGAAGGCGCUCGCAAUGGGCAGCGUUGACUCUGCUUGGCUUGCAUAAGCUUUAAUCUAAAGUUGGAGAUGUUUUUAGCUGAUCUGUGUUAAUGUUGGGUGGAAUUAACAUGCGUACAGGGUGACCACGUGACCCCUGCCCUCCCCAUUUCGCGUCGUUUUAACGGAUUCCUGCCAAAUCGAGGCGGCUGGGCUGGGCUGCUGCCGCCAGCAAGAUGCCUGCUGUCUCCGUGCUCUACAAGGGAGCCAUCAUCAUCAGCAGGACACUCAUGGGACCGUACGGGAUGGAUCGAACCAUGCAUUGCUUUGACUUCUAUGACUGUGCCAAUGGGCUGGGUAUUAAGGUGAUCGGCGGCAUCAAGGAGCUCACCGGAGAAGAAUAUGGAGUUUAUGUCAAGAGGAUCCUGCCAGGGGGUGUUGCUUAUGCUGACGGGCGCCUGCAGCCAGGAGACCAGAUCCUGGAGGUCAAUGGAGAUUCCCUAAUUGGGGUUACCAGCGAGAGGGCCGUGGACAUCCUGAGGACGGCAUCAGCCACCAGCCACAUGCGCCUUCUUAUAGCCCGCGACGAUGACGCCAGGAGAGAGUUCUCAGAGCUGCUGGAGAAGUUUGGCUCCCAGAGCAACACUGGCUCUGCACGGAGCUCACCGGUCCUGCAUGGCAGCAGUCGAUACCUGGAAAGCACGUCCUCAGGCUCCUCCUCGCGCUCCCAGAGCCCGCUGCUGCUGAGCCCGGCCAGCUCCCACGGCCCCUUCAUCGGCAACCCAGUGCACACACCCCACACGCACUACUCCACUGAAUCAGGAAUCCAGAGCAUUUCUAUAGCAAAGUCCUCUGGCUUAGGGCUGACAAUCAGUGGUGGAUCCAACAGACCUGAUGGUCCCAUGGUUUACAUUCAAGAGCUUAUGCCAGACGGUGACUGUUACAAGGAUGGUCGGCUCCGACCUGGUGACCAACUAAUUGCUAUCAAUAGAGAUUCCCUGGUGGGUAGCACACUUGAAGAGGCCAGAAAAAUCAUUACAAAAGCCAAAUUCAGACACGAGGGAAACACAGAAGUGGCCUUUAUUCCUGGACGGGGACGGUUACAUCCCGGACUGUCAGUUCAUAACAACAUUCCGUCACCACCGCCAAAGGCUGUGGGAAAUGAUCUGACUUCCUGCAGACUGAAGGUCCACGUGAGGUCCCCAGAGAAUAGACAUGAAAAUCAUUUUCCUGUGCCUUCUUUGUCACCAGACAUUUGCCCACCAGAGCUUACUGUCUCAGCGCCCACUUCGGCCCCCAGCCAGGGGGUGGCUGCAGGCACCAAGCCCAGAGUAGCGCUGGACCCCCACAUCCGCCUCAAGGACGGCAAGCUGGAGCUGGUUCUGCAGUACCUCGGUUUGGAGGUUACCGAGGAGAAGAAGAGGCAGUUGCGGCAAACUUUGACCACGGACUCGCAGGGGACGGUGGCCUAUGGAGAUCUCCUCCAAGCGCUCAGGGACGUGAUGCAGGACGAGCUGGAUGAGGCCGGCCUGGAUUCCAGCUCUGUGCUCUUCACCCAGCAUGAGGUGGCCAGUCUGCUGGACACGUCGGCGUUUCACUCCCCGACCCUCAACUCACUCAGCUGCAACGGCAGCGAGGAGCUGGAGCAGCUGCAGCUGGAGAUGACGGACCUGCGGCAAGAAGUCCGACGGCUAAAGUCUCUCCUGAAAGAGGUGGAAAACAGUAAGAAGUCAAUGGAAGAUGAGCUUCAGCGGCUGAACCAGAAAGCCCUGGGCUUUCUCUCUGAGAACCGAACGCUGCACAGCAAGCUGCAGAUGGCUGAGGUUGUGCAGAGACAGGCUCACAGCGCAGAGCAGGACUACGAGGAAGUGAUCCACUUGCUGGAAGCCGAAAUUGCAGAACUGAAGCUGCAGCUGGCAGGGAAGAAAGCAAAACAUGUGGCCGAAAUAGAGGAGGACAUCCUGGAACUGAAAAGACAGUUGUCCCUGGCUGACGGCCAGUUACGGAAAUCAGAAGUCUCACGGAAGCGCCUGGAGAUCUGCAAUAGGAAACUGCUCCUGUUUGUGCAGAAUGUUCACAAGGUCUUGAGCACACCCAGUCACUUACCAGAUGAGAAAAGAGCCAGCAGUGAAACAGAAGAGGAUAAAACAGACGCAGUCUCAGAUACAUCUCUUCCAUCUUCAGAUCUUGUUGACAUCUUGCUGUCAGAAGCUAAAGAACUGCUAGCACCAAUCCUCUCCAACAAGGACGCUUCGCCAUGUGACAGGGACCAGUGCCUGCCUGCUGAAGGAAUCCCAAAUUACAAGGACCAUCUUCAUCAGAAGACCACGUGGCCCCCCCCUCCGAGCCAGAACAAGGCUGACCAGCUGCAGUCACCGAGUCCCACCAAGGAGCUGCCUGAGAAGCCGACCUAAAUCUCCCGUGACCUGCUCGUGCUCAGAACUGCGACCGCUCGUAACGCGGCUGCUGCGCUGGGACAUGGCAAGGACACGAAAUGGGUGCUUCAGCUUCCAGGCAAACCAGAGAGAAAAACAAGCUUUCCAAUGCAAGACUGAUUCUUCCUGACUAACCACCCAAGACUUUUUCAGCAUCCUCCCCUGCGCGUCUACCUCUGAGCUAUUGUACAAAGCUAUUUGCUCUUGGUUUUGCAGCUUUAUAGAAAAAAAUAUUCUCAAGAGGUUACACAGGCCUGGAUUUCACUGGCAGCCUUUUAGAGCUUGGAUCCUGGGUAGUAAGAGGAGCAUGGACUUUACCCAAGGGACUCAGAUUCCUUUUGGUAUUUCGUAUGAAAAACCAAAGUACAUUUAGCGACUGGAAUCAAAGCAGCUUAAUCUGUAGUGUCCUAGCUGUCUUGGGAUAGGUACUUCUCUCUUCAUUCUUUUUGUAUAGCUUAUCCCAGCUGCAAUGCUUGAAAUGGAAAGCACCGUCCCAGCUAGCUGCUGGAGACAGCUGCCUGCUACCAGUGCCCACGUUCUGCCGAACACCAAGCGCUCCCUGCAGCACCAGAGAGGACAUAGCGAACAUACUUCAGUAACGGCCCGCGGCAUCACUUGGAAAUUAGAUACGUACGAUGCAAGCUUGUAUGUGGUUAGCAAAGAAUGUGGUAGAGAUCUGAAGCAAACACAAGGUCUGGCAAAUAAAAUGAUAACACUGCUCGCAAGGUGUUGGCUUUCUGA
This is a messenger RNA of Cygnus olor (mute swan), 3210 nucleotides long. Its product is annotated as syntaxin-binding protein 4-like. Gene Ontology annotation, molecular function: protein binding. Lineage: Eukaryota; Metazoa; Chordata; Aves; Anseriformes; Anatidae. The record is from RefSeq and is a predicted model, not a curated record. Bases 271 to 2448 code for a protein of 725 amino acids. The transcript has 22 exons.